Molecule: messenger RNA, 7897 nt
Organism: Sphaeramia orbicularis (orbiculate cardinalfish)
Lineage: Eukaryota; Metazoa; Chordata; Actinopteri; Kurtiformes; Apogonidae
Product: ral guanine nucleotide dissociation stimulator-like
Exons: 18
Coding region: 132-2639 (835 amino acids)
Biological process (GO): Ras protein signal transduction
Cellular component (GO): plasma membrane
Molecular function (GO): guanyl-nucleotide exchange factor activity
Source: RefSeq, a predicted model, not a curated record
UCAGCCGCAGCAGGAACCCGCUCCUCAGGGCGCGUCUGUCCGCUGCGAACACACGGUCGAACCGAGCGGACGAGCCGAACCGGAUGUCGGUUCCGUUAGCGUGAGUGGACCCAGGGCUCCCGCGGGCAUCCAUGGUCUAUUUCCCGGGGAUGCAAGCCGAGGCUCUGGUGGAGAUGUUUGACUCGUCGUGGAGGGUUCGGAACAUUUGGGACGGGGUUCGGCUGGAGGUGUCGGAGGACCGCAGCCCGGUGGUCCUGCACAGCUUCACCCACCUGGACCCGGACCUGCCGCUGCCGGUGGAGAGCUCGACGCAGGAGAUUGGCGAGGAGGCCGAGGAGGACGCCAUCUUCACCAUCACGCUGAGGAAGGUGCAGCUCCACCAGUCGGCCAGUAAGGGGCAGCGGUGGCUGGGCGUGGACACGGACUCGGCCCUGAGCCUCUACGAGACCUGCAAGGUCCGGACCAUCAAGGCGGGCACGCUGGAGCGCCUGGUGGAGUACAUGGUGUCGGCGUUCAGGGGCAAAGACUCCACCUAUGUCACCAUCUUCCUCUGCACCUACCGCUCCUUCGCCACCACCAGGCAGGUGCUGGACCUGCUGCUCAACAGGUAUGCCAAGCUCCAAAAUGUGCCUGCAGCCACAGCCCACCGAGUGUCCCAGGACGACUGCACAGAGCUGAGGAACACUGUGUCGUCCAUCCUGGGCGCCUGGUUGGACCAGUACUCGGAGGACUUCUGGACCCCCCCCAGCUACGACUGUCUGCACCAGCUUCUGUCCUACCUGCACGUCCACUUCCCCGGCUCGGACCUGGAGCGCCGAGCCCGGAACCUCCUGGCCCACUUCCACCGGCGGCAGCAGUGGGAACACAUCGGAUGCCCCUUCGCCACGCAGGAGGAGAGCGGCUUCGAGGACGAGCUUCCCGCCUUCAGCUUCCUGUCCUUCGACCCCAUCAUGGUGGCGGAACAGUUCACGCUCAUGGACGCGGAUUUGUUUAAGAAGGUGGUCCCGUACCACUGCCUGGGGGGGAUCUGGUCCCAGCGGGAUAAGAAGGGGAAGGAGCACCUGGCCCCCACCAUCCGGGCCACCGUCGCCCAGUUCAACUCCGUCACCAACUGUGUCAUCACCACCUGCCUGAGUAACCCCACGCUGAAGCCCAACCAGAGGGCCCGGCUGCUGGAGAGGUGGAUCGACGUGGCCCGGGAGUGUCGGAUUUUGAAGAACUUCUCGUCGCUGCGUGCCAUCCUCUCCGCCCUUCAGUGCAACGCCAUCCACCGCCUGAAGAGGACCUGGGAGGAGGUGUCGCGGGAGAGUUUCCGUACUUUUCGUGAACUGUCAGAAAUCUUCUCCGACGACAACAACUACUCCCUGAGCCGAGAGCUGCUGGUCAAGGAGGGAACGUCCAAGUUCGCCACGUUGGAAAUCAACCCUAAACGGGCUCAGAGGAGACACCAACAGCAGAGAGACCUGGGUGUGAUGCAGGGGACGAUUCCUUACCUGGGGACGUUUCUGACCGACCUGGUGAUGAUGGACACGGCCAUGAAGGACUACACCGAGGGCGGACUCAUCAACUUCGAGAAGAGACGAAAGGAGUUCGAGGUCAUCGCUCAGAUUAAGCUGCUCCAGUUGGCCUCCAACAACUACAGUUUCACUCAGGACAGUCACUUCAGGGAGUGGUUCGCUGGUGUCGAGAAGCUCAGCGAGGCCGAGAGCUAUAAUCUGUCCUGUGAGAUCGAGCCUCUGUCGGAGUCGGCCAGUAACACGCUGCGAGCCAAGAAGAACGGCGGCAUCAUGAAACGCUGGAGCGAUCGUCAGCUGACCGAGGCGGGCUCCAGCGGCGCCGGCUCCCAUUCCAAGUCCUUUGACCACUCCCACUACCGGCCAUACCAGGGAGGGGGCGGGGACAGCGGCGACGCCCUCAGCGUCACCUCCGUCAGCUCCAGCGGGUCGGACCUGGAGGACGUCAACGCCAGCUUCCUGUCGGAUUCACCUGAGGGACACGAGAGGAAGACGUCGACGCCUUCGGUGAAACUUUCCGUGACGGCGUUGGGGAGGGAAGCUCCACCCACAGACACAACGUCUACGUUCUGGGAGUGCACGUCGCUGUCGUCACUCGACACCUCGGGGAUGGGCUCCAGCUCCGGCUCGGCCUCGGGCUCCAGCAGCGCCUCGUCCUCGUCCGUGUCGUCGUCCACGCCGCUGUCGGCCUCGCGCUCGCACAAGCGCUCAGUGUCGGCCGUGUCCAACUACUCCACGCUGUCGCUGCCGCUGUACAACCAGCAGGUGGACGACUGCUGCAUCAUCCGCGUCAGCCUGGACGUGGAGAACGGGAACAUGUACAAGAGCAUCCUGGUGACGAGUCAAGACAAAACCCCGGCCGUCAUCAGGAAGGCGAUGAUCAAACACAAUCUGGAGCGAGAGAAGACCGAGGACUACGAACUGAUGCAGAAAAUCUCUGAGGACAAAGAGCUUCGGAUCCCGGAUAACGCUAACGUCUUCUACGCCAUGAACUCCACUGCCAACUAUGACUUCGUGCUGAAGAAGCGCGGUUCGCUGCGGCCGGUUCGCGCCAAGAACGUGGCCAGUUCGACGCUGCCUCGCAUGAAACAGAAGGGACUGAAAAUAGCCAAAGGGAUUUUCUGAGGACUGAUGACGCAACACUUCUGCCGCCGCCGCCGCCACUUUCCCCUUCCCCUUCCUCCUCCUCCUCCUCCUCCUGCUGCUGCUGCCUCCUCCUCUGAUGAUGAUGAUGAUGAAGAGGAGGGGGCGUGUCACAGACUGAAACGCUGUAAACAAACAGCAGGAAGCAGAGGAGCGCUCGAGCACUUACAGCUGUGGCGUCGUCGGGGGCGUCCACGGAGGCGGAGCUUGUCCAAGCGUCCAAACUCGCACCGGCCUCCACUGGGUCUGUAAUAUCACACGGGAGGACGCGUCACCAGGCGGAAAAAGCAGAUCUGUCGUUUCCCGCCUCAUUGCCUUUUUUUUUUUGUUUACAACAUUAUUUCCCGUUUUCUGUUCGAGUUUUUUUUUUUUCCUAAAACGAGGAUUCGCCACCUUCACACCUUUUCAUCCGACAGGUUUUUCUAAAGCCCAGCGGCACCGGCGUCAACAUAAACAUCACGAAGCCGCCACUAGAGGGCGCUCGAAUGUGUUUCUAUUUUCAGGGAAGCUUCGUCGUGUCGUUCUUCACUUCUUCGCCGCCUUCGCCGUCCGCCUUGUCCCGGUGGGUCCUGAUGUCCGCAGAACCUCCCCUCCUUCCGCCGGGACUGGUGUCGGCGUCUUCGUGGAAGGAUGUUCUGCCGUGGUGUCAAACCCCAGCCUCACGCCACUUCUUCUUCUUCUUCUUCUUCUUCUACUACGUUUUCAUAACCACUACAGCGUGAAGGAUGUGGCGGUCCUUAAAUGAUCAGGACACGAGACGAUCCUGAGAACAAAAAAGAAACAAAAAAACAAAACUGAGUGUAAAUAAUAUCACCGAAACGGACCAUGAGAUUUUGUUAAUAGAUUUGUCACGAUAUCAACACUUUGUUUUUCUUCGCUUUGUACAUUUUGUUUUUUGCAUCUCUGCUCUGAUAUGGUGCUGCUGAUUAUUAUCUUUGUGUCGUCUUAUUCCAGACCGCCGGCUGCCAUGUUUGAAGACAGAAAGACCAAGGAAAUACCACUUUUUUUUUUACUGCAAGUCAGUCCUGAGUUUACCUUGAACUCACCCACAGUUCUGAGGCCAGGAGUAAAAAUAUUCCACUAAACAGAAUGUGAAACAGUGCCCUCUGCUGGACAAAAUAUGGAACUAACAAACUGUUGUUUUUUGUUUCUAUGCUGCCAGUUUUUGUUUCCUAUCAGCCAAAAUCUAUAGAAAAUAAAUUAAAUAUUCAAAUUUAAUAUAUGAAAUAAAGUAACGAGCUAAUAUCAACCAGAUUAAAUCAUUUCUGAGUUAAAGUUGGUUUUAUUUACAGUAGAGAAAUAAAGAUAAACACAUUCAAACGACUACUAAAAGCAGGAAAUGGAGAUUCAAAGGCAAAAAUACUAGGUUUUGCUGUUAAUUUUUAAAUUUUUUUAAAGGUCACAGAAUAUUAGAAACGGUAAAAUACAAACUUACAUCAUAUGACAUAAAGCUGAUAGUUAAACAGCGCCCUCAGCUGGACAAACUGCUCUUAUUCAGCUUUAACGUGUUUUCUGUUUCUCUCCUGCCAAGUUUUGCUACUAUUUGGCCAAAAUAUAGAGAAAAUAAAACACAGCCAGUAAGUAUAACAUUUAAAAUCUUUUGUAUUUUUUUUUUAAGUGCCAGAUUUGUUUGUUUACAAAAACAGAAAUUAUUAUAAGAAAACUGAUAAUGUUGAUUUUUAACAGUUUGGCAUAAAUUCCAGCGUUAAAUCUGUCAUUAGAUAAAUUCAUGUCUGUUAGUAACGAUUACAACACAACUUACAUUUUUAAAUCUUUUUUUUGUUGUUUCAUGUCAUUGAUAAAACAUGAAAACUAGCUUAAUUUUUUUACAAUCUAUUUGCCAUAUAUGCACCAUAUUGAUAGUAAAACUAACAAAAAGCAGCACUUAAAAUAAACGUAAUGUGCAUAAUUUCGGAAAAAAAAAAAAAACAUAAAACUUUAAAUAAUAUGAUUAUUGAUUGGCUGUAAAUGAAACACAUUCCCAAUGAAAACAAUGACACAAACUUUAUUCUGAAAGAAAAUCUCUGUUUUCCAUUUUCACAAAAGUACAAACUGGAUGAAUCCAUUUAAUUCCAUAUUUUCCAGCAUUAGGUCAAUAAACACAAACCACAUGAAUGUUGUGAUUAAAACACGUUCAGCUCUGUUUAGUGAUGGUUCUUCCAACAUGGCGGCUUCGUAUCCGUUGGUUACCGCUCUCCAAAUGUGCCAUGACAGGUCCGUCCUGCUGAUUUAUCCUGCAGGACGUCUCCACGGUGACAAGGCCGUCUCCACGGCGACGUGGAGGACUGCUCUGAAAACUGGUCAAAGUGAAGUUAAAUGUGAGGAUCAGACUCUUCUGUCUAAAGGUCAGAAGUCCUUCAUCGAAAUAAGUGAUGGCCUUUUUCCAAAUUCCAUCCAACCAAACUGAUUGUAAUUGACCUUUAAAGGUACAAUUUACCAAACGAAGACGAGUGAACUCCAAAUGUCAGCAGAGUUUUUUAAAGGCCUGAACUGUAGUAAAAAAGUAUUGCUUAAACUCAGACUUUUUACCUGGAUUCUGAAGUUAAACCUUUUUUUUUCUCGUCGGGGCUUCAAAAGCAGCAUUUCCAUGUUGACUUUGGGACAUUAAAGGGGCAAUUUGUAAUAUUUUUAGCUGAAAACAUUUAGAAAUUUUGCAACAUCAGUGUCAAUUUCAUGCUAUUUUUUUUUAGUACCAAAUGUGUAACUUUAACUUAUAACAAAAAUUCUUCCUGUCACAGCUUUGACAUGGCAUUAAACGGUCGGUUUGAGAAAUUAAAGGGGCAACUAGUAAUUUUUUUAGUUGAAGCCAUUCAAAACUUUAGUCACAAAUUUAAAAAUAUUGCAAGUUGCCUCUUUAAUUUUGCAACGUCGUUUCUAAAUUCCGUGUCAAAGUCCUGAAUUUUCAAACAACGUAAAAAUAUGUCAAAUUGCCACAUUAAUUUCCAUGAACAACAGCGUGAACAUGUAUGUGCUGCUUUAAAUCCCCAAAAGGAUAGAAGUUUUGUUCAAGUACGAAAAGAAAUUACAAAUUGCUCCUUUAAUUUCUGAAUAGUUAAAUUCUGUUUCAAAGCAACUUUUCAUUAAAUUCUGAAUUCAGGUAAAAAUUCUGCAUUAGAACAUCCCAGAUUCUAUGUGAAAAUGUUUACAUUAGCCACCAAACUAGCGGAAAAAAUGGAUGAUGACAUGACUAGUGGCUUAAAAAUCCACUGUCACUUUGUUUUAAAGGAAAAAUCCAACCUUACGCACCUUCACCUUUAGAAAAAAAAAAAAAAAAGCAUUUCUGGUUCCAUUAUGUCUUUGUUUCCUGUGAAAAACUCGGUAAAAGUGGCAUCGCAUCCAAGUGUUUCUGACUUUUUUAAGGGCUUCUUUUUUGGAUGGCACAAUUUUUUUUGGUUUUUUGUUUUGCCCUGUGGCAUUCUGGGAAAUGUAGGAACUCCUCAUUGGGAGAAAGCGGUUGGAUUUUUCCUCAUCACUAAACACUACAUCCGUCUGGCUUGCACUUCCACCAUGUAUUGCCUUUUUUUUUUUUUUACUUUCACCUGCAUGACGUUCAUGAGUUUAAGAGUGAAAACGAUCGGACUGAAAACGAAAAACCUGGGAAGCAAUAUGGUGACGAGCAGCAGGGGGAGGGAGGGGCGGCGGCGGCGGUGGGGGCGGGGACAGUCGUGAUGGGAUGUUGUUUGGCGUGAAAUCCUUUUGCUGUUUAACACUGUGACCUUUGACCCUUUCACUCCUGCCUGUCGUUUCUGAUCGGCGUGUCGUGUCGAGCACUGUGAACAAGAAAAAAAAAAAAAAAAAGAAGAAGACGACGGGAAGAAGACGUCUCCCUCGGCGGCGUCUCGGUGAAACCCCGCCCCCACCCUUCGCUCAUCACCGCGGCGACCGGAGGCAGCAGGCUUCGACCCUUCAUGUGCCAAAAAUAAACGUGAGAAAACAAGUACCGAGUCCUCUGCCUUUCACAGUGAAAAAAAAAUCAGUUUGUAUGUUUACUGUCGUUGCAUUUUUCAGAGUAAAAAAAAAAAAGAAAAAAAAAAAACAGAACAAAAAAAAAUUUAACAGGCGAUCACGAAGAAAAAAAAAACGAGUGUUGAGAUGAAACUGUCGAUGCAGAUGAAGCUGUUGUAGAAGCAGAUGUUUGAUGGAACGCAGCCUGAGGUUUGGUUUUACAUGUGCAAUGUUCGGUUUUAUCCGGAUCUGAAGGAUUAGAUUGUGUUCGUUUUUUCAUUAUUAUUCAUAUUUUUCAGUUUUCAUAUUAUUCAGUACUUUUCAGUUGCAGAUUUUUGAAAUUUGUCAUCACUAAAUACUUCAAACAGCCUCUGAAAUUUAUGCCGUUUGUUUCAUGUUUUGAGGAUGAAAACCUGUAGUUACACACUUUCAUCGAUACCACUGUCUUGUUUUUAGUUAAACUUUCGUCAUUUCGCUGCAAAAAUAAGAACAAAAUCCAGAAAUAGUAGCAAUAAAGCUGCACCAAAUAGUUUCAAUAAUGUAUUAAUCUUUUCAGUGAUUGGCUGUGAUUACUUCUGUUCAGCUCUUUUAUGCCAUUUUAUAGAUUAAUACAUUAAAAAUAACACAUUUGAUCGAUUAAUCAGUGAGCGUUAGUCACAUGCCAACAAAAUUUAGCAACUUUUCGUGCGACCCAAGCAAGUUUUUUUUUCCUAAAAAGCACUUAUAGCAACUUCCAAAUGUGAUUCUGAAGUAAAAACACCCAUAUUUUCUCUCUACGCAAAAAAUAAAUUAAGAAAUAAUAUAUGUAUUGUGUUAAAACUAAAAAAAAAAAUGUAAUAAAUUUUGAGUAAUGUCAUUGUUUUCCCUGAAAAUCUUUUGUUGAUUUAUUCGUUUUCAGUUGAAAGAAAAGAGAAGCACUUUAUUUUUCCCACUUGACUUGAAUGCCUCAUCAGGAGUUACUGAGUGAAAUGGGCUGCUGCGUUCAGGACCUUGAAUUCGAGCAGUAUUUUUCUGUUUUUUCUGUUUUUUUUCUUGGGUUUGGUGUUUCUACAGCAGCUUCGUCUCCUCAGCGUGGUGUUCGCGUUCCCUGCCCGGGGCGGAGGACGUGAGCGGGCGUGGAAGCGGCGGGCGUACCGUACGUGGCGUGAAUCCGGGCUGUUUGUUCCUGCGAUUGCGAGCGUUUGAUGUUGGACUGGUCUGUGUUCGUAGUUGACAUGAUGUACCCACCUUUGUGAUUUGACCUGAUUCUGUGCGAGUUUGAACAAAAACAAGGCUGCGUUUACACAAAAAAAAAA